AGAAACAUGGCAGCGGCUGUGAUGGAGCUCAACAACCACCACAGUAAUGAUCUAUCACAUCUUAAACGCACCGACAGCCUCAAAUCUCCAUCUGGGGACGGAAACUUUACAGACAACGUGGUUGAACUUGUACAAAAAGAUAUCGGCAGUGAUCUGAAGUCGCUGAAAAAUGUCGCGGGGCUUUUGGAGAAAUUGACAUCAGAGAACAAGCAGUUGGAAGAGCAGGUUCAGACAGUAUCAUCUUCAGUUCCUUUGCGCGUGUCCGCUGCCCUGGCCGCCGCAGAUGAGUCACGUGUCAAACUGGACUCUUUACUGGAGAAGGAGAGACUUCUUUCCAACACUUUACAGCAGCAUCUGCAGGGCUCACAGGUGUGGACAGACAACAUUGGACAGGUCCUGGGUCAGCUUGAUACGUUAGAGAGGCAUAUGAAGUACCUGCAAUGCCUGGCUCGGAUUGAGGAGCUCAGUGACAGUAUUCAGCAGCAUCUGAUGACCAACAGCGUGUGGGAAGCAGUUGGAGCCAUAGACAGCAUGGCCUCUCUGGACAUGGGUUUACGGGAGUCAGGAUGUACCCACCUUCAGUCUUUUCUCCGAGAAACGCUUCGCUUCUGGCAUAAGAUUCUUAAAGACAAACUAACCAGUGAUUUUGAGGAAGUCCUGACUCAGUUCCACUGGCCGUUCAUUUCGCCCCCCACACAGUCCCUCUCUCCCCCUGCAAAUGCUCAGGAGCUCAACAGCCAGCUGGAGCUGCUGGUUUCUCAACUUCUAUCUCUGCAGACCUCGGAUGACCUUAUAUCAGAGAAGGAUGCACCAUCUCGUCCUGGACUUUCCCAGAAUCCUCCUCUCUCGCUGCCCAUUCAGAUCAUGCUGCUUCCCCUCAGCAAAAGGUUCCGAUACCACUUCACAGGAAACCGGCAGACCAACAACUUAUGCAAGCCAGAGUGGUAUUUGACUCAGGUGCUUAUGUGGAUUGGUAACAGCUCCAACUUUAUGGAAGAAAAGAUUCAGCCUAUAUUGGAUCGUGCUGGAGGCAAGGUUAAUGCCAGCGUGGAGCUGUGUAGAGCGCUCCUCACUUUAGGGCAGGAGAAGCUCGCCCACGAUGCUCCUCGGUUGCUCUACGAUGAUGCUAUGUUCUGCCAUCUCGUCGACGAGGUGCUGCAGUUUGAAAAAGAGCUUCGCACCACCCACAGUUACCCACACUCUUACCCUGGCGUCUUGCACAUACUUCUGGAGGAGAGCGUGUUCCAGAAAUGGCUUAGCGUGGAGAGAAAAAUGGCUGUGGAAAAAGUGGAUGCCAUGCUGUCGGCAGAGGGGGCCUGGAGUUCUCAGUAUAAAGACAUCACGGAUAUGGAUGAGCUUAAAGCGCCAGAUUGUGCAGAGACAUUUAUGACCCUUCUCCUAGUCAUCACAGAGCGGUACCGUUCUCUGCCGUGUCCACGGGCCCAGCUCAAUUUUCUGGCUCUGCAGAAGGAGCUGGUGGAUGAUUUUCGAAUUCGCCUAACGCAAGUGAUGAAAGAAGAGUCUCGACAGCCGCUGAGCUCGCGUUACUGUGCCAUCCUCAACGCUACCAACUACAUCUCCACUGUUCUCAGUGACUGGGGAGAUAAUGUUUUUUUCUUACAGUUGCAGCAUGCAGCAGUGUCUGUGGGCGACGAGAUCUUGGGACCUCUGGGGGCCACUGAGACGGGGCGACUGGCCUCUUUGGAGGGUUCUUUGUUUGAGGCCUUAUUGGCCCUGCUGGAGAGGUUACGAGGGGACAUGCAGGGUCGAUUACGGGACGCAGUUAUGAGAGACGUUAAGGAGAAAGCACAGCCAUACUGUAAAGACAGAUGGAUCUCCCUGCCGUCACAGUGCGACCAGGCCACUAUGUCUUUAUCCAGCUCUGCGUGUCCCAUGAUGCUUUGCUUGCGGGAUCACCUGCUCCAGUUGCAACAGCUGUUAUGUCUUCCUCUUUUUCAGAUGCUCUGGCAGGGUCUCGCCGAGAGGCUCGACCACUUUAUCUACGAAGACUUGAUACUCUAUAACCAUUUCAACGAAGGCGGGGCUGCACAACUCCAAUUCGACAUGAACAGAAACCUCUUCCCUCUGUUUGGUCAUUACUGCAAGAGACCUGUAAACUUCUUCAAACACAUAAAGGAGGCAUGUAUCAUCCUGACUCUUAAGGUCGGCCCAGCACUCUUGUUGUGUGACGUAUUAAAGCAAGCAGAGGAUGAAGAUGGAGCCCUGAACCCUCAGCAGCCCAGUCCAGAGUCGGCACUAAAUGAGAUGGGCAUCUAUAAGCUGGCACCCAGUGAUGUACAGAUCCUUUUAAAGCUGCGCUCCAACUUGCUCCACCAAUGAGACCACGUUCCUGUUGCCUGGCUCCAGAUGCGGCUGUUACGAUGCAUUACCAGACACUAAGAGACCUCUUAUAUUUAACAAAAUCUACAGUAUUUACAGUGGACUGAAUUGUCGAAGAAGAAAUAUUAACAGUAAGUACUGUAUGGUGCUGAUGCAACACUGCAUGUUCAGACAAAAAAAAGAAACGUUUGACGUUUCUGCUCUAGUGAUUCAGAUCAUAAUAAAUUC
Triplophysa rosa is the source of this 2568-nucleotide messenger RNA. RefSeq names its product RAD50 interactor 1 (gene rint1). The transcript has 13 exons. Gene Ontology annotation, biological process: retrograde vesicle-mediated transport, Golgi to endoplasmic reticulum; endoplasmic reticulum to Golgi vesicle-mediated transport; regulation of ER to Golgi vesicle-mediated transport. Gene Ontology annotation, cellular component: Dsl1/NZR complex. The record is from RefSeq and is a predicted model, not a curated record. The coding region runs from base 7 to 2340 and encodes 777 amino acids. Lineage: Eukaryota; Metazoa; Chordata; Actinopteri; Cypriniformes; Nemacheilidae.